UUAGGGGUAUUCUGGAAUACAGUUUGCGGAGCGCAUCAGUAGCCUACUGUGAAAGAACGCUGUGCUGUGUAGCCGAGCGUGCGCUCGGCGAAUAGCCGACAUUUCGAAUGAAAUAACAAAUGGGAAUUUAAUGCAUAUAUUCUACGGCCUAUUUGUUGGUUUAUACAUUUCAGAUGCCUGAAAAAGAGGCCUGCCACUGAUACUGAACUUAUUGAAAGAACAAAUCCAUGUAACCAGAACACCUUCCCAGGUCUUCAGUUGCAACACAACAUCCAGCCAGUACCACAUCCAGGAAGUGACUCAUCCAGGUUAAGGCUCAGGAUGGCUCAGACAGAGGAGCAGCCAGCGGGUGACAGUAGCCCCCAGAUGAUCUCCCUGAGGUCGGAUACAUCAGGGAACCAGGUAGAUGGAAGUGAAGUAUGUCCCGCCACUCGGAGGAAGAGGAGAAAGAAGAAGGAACCUCGGCCAGAGUCCAUUAUUGUGUACCGGUCUGAGACUGAGAGGACGCCAGGGGAGGAGCAAGCUGGAGAGGAGAGCAUUGAGAGAAGCACCGAGGAGGGAGCUAAAUUCCUCUCCACACCGACUGGCGAGGGAGGCUGGAACCUCCCCCCAGACAGCCGCUACGUCACCCUGACGGGCACCAUCACUCGGGGUAAGAAGAAAGGUCAGAUGGUGGACAUCCAUGUGACGAUGACUGAGCGUGAGCUCAGGGACCUUGCCCGUUCCAAGGAGCGUCUGGAUGCCGAGUGCGAGGCGGGAGAGGGCUCCAAGCGCUCCUGCGGCCUCGGUUUCUGGCAGGGCCCCCACGUGGUGCUGUGGAGCCUUUCCUGCGCCCCUGUGGUCUUCCUCUUCUCCUUCAUCACCUCCUUCUACUACGGCACGCUCACCUGGUACAACGUCUUCUUGGUGUACAACGAGGAACGGACUUUCUGGCACAAGAUUACUGUCUGUCCCUUCCUCAUCAUCUUCUAUCCCAUGCUGAUCAUGGCCAUGGCUGUGUCGCUGGCGCUGUACUCCGCUGUGGUGCAGGUGUCCUGGGCCUUCAGUGAGUGGUGGCUGUCAGUGAGAGACCUGGAGAAGGGCUUCUGCGGCUGGGCCUGUGGGAAGCUGGGGCUGGAGGACUGCUCCCCCUACAGCAUCGUGGAGCUUCUGGACUCCGACACCAUUUCUGGUAGCAUGCACGGCAAGAACCCCAACGAGCUGGCUCAGACCUCCUGUGUGUGAGGGGGAGAUGGAAGGAUCAAGUGGGAUUCAUUUCCAGUACUAGGAAGAGACUGGCUGAGCAGGAAUUAGCCAUAACCCAACACUGUUUGGUGAAUCAUGUUGCAAAGGGAUGGAUUAAUUAAUCCACGGUUCGGACUGUGGUAAAAACCACACACACACACACACUAUCAUUUAUUUAAAUAUUGUCCUCCUCUAAAUAUUAAAAUGUCCCAGAGCUAUGAUUUACAUCUGUGUUUGGACCUAAAACUCAGACGCACGGCUACACAGUGAGCAGCACCAUUGUACACAGAAUGGGAAUUGCAAAAAAACAAAACAAUAUGGACAGUGGAUUAUGCAUUCAGUUACACUUUGUAAAUAUUUAUACUUCUUUUAACGUAUGUGAUGGAUGUGUGCUGUACAUUGUAAUCAGGAAGCACAUUUCAAAUGCAUCAGUUAAAAGUUUUGGUCUGCAGGUGACAUUGUGUGAUGAUUUACACCAAUGCAACGUUUUAUUAAUUUAUUAUGCUUAACUGUCAUAACAGGAGUUUGAUGUUGAUUUUACAUUAAUUCUCAUUAACACGUAUCAUAUUUAACACCACCUGAAAGACUAUCAUUGUUGUUGCUAACACUGCUGACAUUGCUCAUCUUCAUUGUUUCAGUCCAAAGGCAUCAGGGUUUUGAGCUUCUUAAAUAUGUUUACCACCUGGUUGCUGUCUCAGUUCCCAUAUUCUAAUGCCUGUUAUUAAAUGUAUUUAAAAAACCUUUCUGAUGACAAGGCUACCAACUCUGGUUAUGAAUAAACAUGUACAGGUGUUUUGUACUGUGUAGGAAGCUGUAACUUUCAAUCAACUUGUCUGGCUGUGAUAUGUCAGACAGAUUAAAAGAUCUCGUCCAACUGUUGGUCUGGUAAGGAAACAAGAUGAAUUCAGCUAGAUGGAGUUGAAUCCAUAUGCACUGCAGGCUAACAUGUGGAAGGCUCUGUUUCACAGGCAUGAACUGUAUUUGGUGUUCACUCAAUGUUGCGUCGUGUUUGUUGCUUUUCAUGAGAUGCAGUGAAAGGAAAUAAAUGA
This is a messenger RNA of Osmerus eperlanus (European smelt), 2273 nucleotides long. It is a transcript of the gene tmem169b, whose product is annotated as transmembrane protein 169b. The transcript is spliced from 3 exons. Lineage: Eukaryota; Metazoa; Chordata; Actinopteri; Osmeriformes; Osmeridae. The record is from RefSeq and is a predicted model, not a curated record. The coding region runs from base 322 to 1224 and encodes 300 amino acids.